Molecule: messenger RNA, 1032 nt
Organism: Papaver somniferum (opium poppy)
Lineage: Eukaryota; Viridiplantae; Streptophyta; Magnoliopsida; Ranunculales; Papaveraceae
Exons: 1
Coding region: 1-1032 (343 amino acids)
Molecular function (GO): RNA-DNA hybrid ribonuclease activity; nucleic acid binding
Source: RefSeq, a predicted model, not a curated record
AUGAGUGAUAAGUUUAUGUGGCCCCAUACUAGGAAUGAUAAGUUUACUAUUAAAUCAGCUUACAGAAUCUAUAUAAAUGACAUUGCUCCCUUAGAUGACUCUGUCUUUUGGAGGAAAGUUUGGAGUAUCGACUGUUUGCCCAAGAUUAAGUUUUUCUUAUGGAAAAUUUUUGCGUAUAUGAUUCCAGUUAAUUCAAUGUUACAGUUUUAUAACCCUGAUGUGGAUGUGAUUUUCCCUCUCUGUCACUGUCAUGAAGAAACAGUUCUACACUUGUUCAUAAAAUGUACAGUUGCAAGACACAUCUGGUUUGGAGUUUCUUUACUUCAUUUAAUAUCCCCGGAUUUGGAUUGGAUCGAUGACUACUUUCUGUAUUGGCAUAAUUCUGAUCUGGGUGAAUCUCCCUUUAAUGUUUCUUGGCCUAGCAUAGGUACUAUUACUAUGUGGUAUAUUUGGAAGCUACGGUGUGAUGUGAUCUUUAGAAAUGCUUCUAUUGAUCUGAAUAAGUUCAUCUUGGAUACUAAGAGAAUGUUUAACAUUUACAUUUCUCCUCGCAUUCGUCCUGCUGAUGUGCAUAGUGAUAUUAAGAUCCCUAUUGCUGAAGUGGAUCAUUUUAUGUUUGUUGAUGGCUCUUUUAAAGACUUUAAUAUGGGUUUGGGUGUUAUUUGGUGUGAUGUUGCAGGAAAUGUAAGAAGUUCUUGUUCGGACUAUGGUUUGAUUCCAGAUGCAGUAGGUGCUAAAGCUGGUGCUCUAAUUUUGGCUAUCUCUUGGGCAGAAGAGAUGAAUCUUUCCAGAGUCGUCUUUGUUAGUGAUUGUAUUCAACUUGUGCACUUCAUAAAUGGAGUCAAUUCUAAUAUUGCUUGGAUAAGUAGUGAUUUACUAGAUCGAUGUCGGAGUUUAAUUUCCAGUUCAGUUUCAUUUAAAAUCAUGUACAUUAAGCGUGUGAAAAAUCAUCUAGCUGACCGACUUGCACGUCGGGCUAGAAAACUUAGUCUUUCGGGUCUCCCUUCCUUCUUUUUUGAACUCUCUUAUUAG